Molecule: messenger RNA, 1359 nt
Organism: Cydia pomonella (codling moth)
Lineage: Eukaryota; Metazoa; Arthropoda; Insecta; Lepidoptera; Tortricidae
Exons: 2
Coding region: 610-1002 (130 amino acids)
Source: RefSeq, a predicted model, not a curated record
GUCGCAACCCGCCGAGACUUCUAAAAGAAAAGAAAUAGAUUGCAAGACGGAUAAGUGUCAUAACGAUACGAUAAUGAUAAAAGUUAUGCCAAUUCAAUAAAUCGGAUUGGUUAAUAUUUUAUACAUUUUCAUUGCGAUUCGCUUAGAAGGAGCAUAGAUGUAAAAUCUUUCUUAUAAAAAAAUAUUUAUAAGUCUAUUUAAAAAAAAAUCAUAUAAUACCACAAUUUUAGUCUAAAUUCAUACAUUAGCUACUUGUUUGCGCUUAUUGGCAAAUAUAUUAAGUCGCAUUAAAAACUAGAACCACCGUGUAAACAGGCCCUAAGUUCGCAAACGUAUCUCCUGUCUAUCAUCCCCAUCAAAAUUAAUAUUUACAGAUAUAGAAUUCAACGUCAAAUACAUUCUAAUUUAGAUUUUAUUAAGACAUUCAUAAAACUUAUUUCCAAAUCCUGUUUGUCCUAUUAGACAAACAGGAUGUUAAAACCGUCAAAAUCAAGUUUGACACAUCAAUAGAAAUCACUUAUAAAACCGGUCUACAAAAUGUUUUAAAUUAAUAUACAACAUACUACAAAACUACAACAACCAACAAAACACACUUAAAAUAUAACUAAAAUGCCCAACCCAAAGAAAACUGAAGAAAAUCCAUGCGAGAUCGAUGUUAAUUGUACAGGGAAAGACAAACCCGGUAAAACUGAUGGUCCUUGUGAGGUAAAAAUUGAAAAAACAGAAAAUGAACAAAAAGAAUCACACAGCAAAAAGACGGCGAAAAAUCUAGACAACGAACAAGCAAGGAUAAACAAGGAAUCAUGCUCAGAUCUAUAUACUCCACCUGCAUGUGAAAAAGAAAGAACAAUACCUCCUAACCCACGCAAAAAUCUGCAGAAGAAGAAAACGGACGACACAGAUGAUAAAACAACUAAAGAUGCUAAAGAUCCUUGUGCUGAGAACCCAUGUUUUAAGACACAAGAAGAUCCAAAAGAUAAAGAAGAGAAAAAGCCGUGUUAAACAAUGUUGUAACAUUUUUUGAGGGUGUCGCGAACGCUUGUCUAUAUGGGAAGUUAUGUAACUACAGUGGUGGAGUGAAUUAAGGGCAUUACAUGCGUUGCGAUGGAAUCAGAUAAAGAUGUUUGAAUCUUACCUUUAUCUCCUCGUAUAUGCCUCUGGGUUCCACUUUCUAAUUGCCUUCUUGUAGACUCGCACUAGUCGCAGCGUUAAGCCACAGCCAGCUCAACAUCUGUAGUUUUAAGUGAUCUAUGUCAUCACCGUUAUCACUGAGCAUCUUGGGAAAUCUUUUGGGGAGUUAUCAGGGCUAUUAAUUAUAAUUGACCAAUUCAAUAAAUGAUGCCUAAAGAGCCCAAAGGA